GAACCAUACAGACUUCUCGAUACGGCUUCGAGCUUCACUGGACGCGGGGCGGGGGCUGAGUAAGUGGCUGCCCCGAGACACCACGACGACAGGACGACGAACGACGACCACGACCACGACACCGACAACAUCGCUCGCCCCUGCCUCACAACCGACAACCUCAUCCGCCACCGUGUCCAGUACAUCACAAGCGUGCUUGGCUUACUGGACCGACAACGACCACCUCCCAUAGGAGCCACACCGGAUACCAUCCGCCGACUGCAAAGGGGGUAUACAGCGCUCGCCCACAUGAUCAGCCGCAAGCAUGGUCUCGGAACGCAUCUACGACCUGUGCAGGCCUGUCCUGGACGAUGAUGAUCUGGGUGAAGAAGACAAGGUGGAGAAGCUGGAGGAGCUCCUGAGCGGUGCCCCAGUCUCGCUCAAGGGCAAGGCGCUGGAGGAUGCGGUGCUGGGCACGCUCUGGCAGUGGAAGAGCAACACCGAGAUGAGCUCUUCGCCACCAGCCGUUCGCAAUAUCAACGUCGUGCGAAGCAAAUCACCCGCCCCCUGGAUACAGCGAGCCUCAACUCCCGCUUCUGGCAAGAGCUCGCCGCGCCCAGCUACUGCAACACCUUCUGUGCCUCCUGGAUUCGGCCGCCCUGCCCUGGCACGAACCAAAUCGCAAACCGGCGUCUACUCGCCCUUUUCAUCACCAAAACCGUCUCCGAGACUUCCCCUGGCCACUCCCGCUAUACCACACAGCCCCCGCCUCAGUGCAUACCAAUUCAGUGACAAUUCGUCCCCGAAUACAGAAAACUAUGGCGACUAUGGGAGCGACAAUGUGGACUGGAUUGUCGGUGACGACGCGAGCAGCCAGACCAGCUUUGGCGAUUCAGCCUUCAAUAGCUCUUCCGACUUCAUGUCUGCGUAUGAUAUUCAGAUGAGCCCUUACGACAUGUUACGCUCCAUUUUGCAGGACAACAAAACCGACGACGAGUUGGACCAGAUUCUCAUGGCGAAUGGCUAUGACUUGAGCGAGACUGUCAAUUCGCUCAUGGAUGCCCAGAGUGGGGCACCGGACACUGUGGGCGUAGCGACGCAAGAGCAGCAGAGCCGUACCUUCUUGGUCGGAAAGGACAUGACAGCCGCUUCGAGGCCUGCGACUCCACCUGGACAGCAGAAGUCGCCCACUGUAUGUCGAUACUGGUUAGCAAGCGGUCAUUGUGCUCGAGCCGACUGUCGCUUUGCACAUGAAGUGCAGAACCAUCUAUGCAAGUACUGGCUGGCCGGAAAUUGCAUCGCAGGGAACUCCUGCCUUUUUUCUCAUGACCCGUCUCUUCUCAUGCAGCAGCUUAGUAUCGCAUCCGGUUCGAAUACUCCUCAGCAAUUUGGACCAAACUUUCAGCUACAGGACUUCGACAGUUUCCCAGCAUUGCAGCCCACGACUAGUAAUCCCUACGAAGAGAAUCAAAGCAUAGAUGCAAACACUCUCAAUGCGGCACUCCUCCAGCAGCAGCAGAACUUUGCUCAGCAGACCCCUGGCCUAUUUCCCACCUUCGUUCCGACGGGACCACGACAUGCCAGUCGUCCUGGCUCCCGGCACAGCCAGAGAAGUCACAACAACCGCCCUUCCCCCUCAGGCGCCAGUCAACCAAACUUUCAAGACGACGAAGCCUUCCCAACACUGGGCUCUGCCGCCCACAAGCCUGGUGGCAAGCGCCACCACGGAAAGCGCGGCGGACAUGGGCACCACAAUCAAGGACAGCCCGUUCAACAGGCAGGCAGUCUUGCAGAUGUGGUCCGCAUGUCUCCUUCACCGGGCCCUAACAAUGUACGUGACGCCAUGAGGCGAGGUCUCAAGAAUAACAGGUCAUUCACUGCCUCUCGCGAAAACUCCGCUGCGGCCAUGGCUAUUGCAGCACCGAAAGAGAUCCCUUGGCUUGAGACUGGUGACAAGGUGAACUCAGCGUACAUGAAAGCACGACAGGAAGCAUUCAAGCAUGGUGGACUUCGUAACAAGUUCCUGCAAUCUGCUGCUCAAGCAUGGAAUAGGAAUGACGCUCGAGGCGCGAAAGCUCUCUCACUCCGCGGCCAAAACGAGAAUCAACUCAUGCGAGAAAAGCAUCGCGAAGCCGCACGAGCGUUAUAUGAAGAAAGAAACAAGACGUUGGCAGCUGGAAAAGAGCUCUAUGUCGACUUGCAUGGCUUGCACCCAGAAGAGGCUGUGCAGUACUUGUCAGACUGUCUGAAGGAGCAAGUGAAGAGUACUCGUCCCGUCUAUGCCAUCUGUGGGACAGGACAUCACAGUAAGAAUGGCAAAGACAAGGUUGGUAAAGCCAUCAGAGCUUUUCUGAACGACUGGAGGUAUGCAUUCAGAGAAUUCUCUGUUCCUGGCGACCGGAAUAACGUUGGUGGCAUUCUCGGUAUCGACCCAACAUCGUUUGACAAGGAUGCGCCCAAGAGGAGUCCGCUCAGCUUGGGCGAUGGGGACAGUGGUGUGGGACUUGUCGAUGAGGCGAAGAGGGAAAGUACGAAGGUGCAAGUCGUGAGCGAAGAUCCGAGAAAGGUAUCAGCGAGCGCACUGAGGAGAGUUGAAGUUAGUGAUGAGGAUGGAAGUUGAAUUCCGUUUUCUGAUAGCUGAAUAAGUAAGGAAUACAGACUUUGCAGACCAUCUCUCUCUCUCUCUCUCUCUCUCUCUCUGUGUGUGUCUUUUGUCCGAAGUAAGAAGGAG
Molecule: messenger RNA, 2710 nt
Organism: Sphaerulina musiva SO2202
Lineage: Eukaryota; Fungi; Ascomycota; Dothideomycetes; Mycosphaerellales; Mycosphaerellaceae
Exons: 2
Coding region: 305-2599 (764 amino acids)
Biological process (GO): negative regulation of DNA-templated transcription
Cellular component (GO): nucleus
Molecular function (GO): RNA binding; metal ion binding
Source: RefSeq, a predicted model, not a curated record